Molecule: messenger RNA, 1495 nt
Organism: Brassica oleracea var. oleracea
Lineage: Eukaryota; Viridiplantae; Streptophyta; Magnoliopsida; Brassicales; Brassicaceae
Exons: 4
Coding region: 5-1495 (496 amino acids)
Source: RefSeq, a predicted model, not a curated record
CGCUAUGAAGAGGUUGACUCACAAUAGAACUGGACAGGGAUAUCAUCCAGAUGGCUCAAUAGACAUGAGUGAUGAUUGGUGGGAGCAGCGUUGUAAGGAAUGGCCUGGAGCUAGGAAAUACAAAGAUAAACCAGUGGCAAACGCAGAUCUAAUGGAACAGAUUUUCAGUGGGGUUCAUGUAAGUGGAGCUGAAGGGUGGAGUGCUCAGCAAGGUGAAAAUGAGUUAGACAAUAUGGAGGUAGAGAAUGAUGAUGCCGCAUCUGAAGCAAGGCAAACCAAUCCUCCAGCAAGGCAAACCAAUCCUGAACCAGAUGCUCCCUCAUCCUCUAAUGGUCCACGAGUCUCCAAUGCUCCACGAGCCUCUACUGUCCCACAGCCUUCUCGGAAAAGGCGUGCAGAACAAGGAGCAGAUGUUAUGAGAAGUAGUCUUCAAUCACGUGAUGAUAUACUCUCUCACAAAAACCACCUAAUAGAAAGCCAUCCAGAUUUGAGUUGCAGUCAGCUUAAGGCUAUGAGUGUCUUGCAUUCACUGUCUAGUAUCAGAAUGUGGUCUCCAUUGUACAAAGCUGCUUAUAAACAUCUCAGGGAAGCUGCUACAAAUCGACAGACGUUCCUAAGUUAUGAAGAUGACGAGAACAAGAUUAUCUAUUUGGAGGAAGAGACCGGUGAAAAAGAGGAAGAGCUCAUGUAUCAUAUGCCAGAAGAUGUUUAUGGAGUUACAAAUCUUCCUCCUCUUCCUCGACAAAUGCUCAGAACAAACAAAGGUGGAGGUUGGCGCCGUGUUCAGCGCCUCAUGUUUGAGAGUGACAAGCAAUGUUUUGACAUCUUAAGGAUGAAUCAAUGUACUUUUAAGAAUCUGUGCUUUAUGCUACGACAAUACUACAAACUUGAAGAAUCACAAAACGUCUAUCAUGAAGAGAGUGUGGCAAUGUUUGUUGAAAUGGUUGCACAAGAUUUAACAGUUCGAGCUUUAGCUGAGAGAUAUCAACGUUCAGUAGAUACGGUGGAUAGAAAACUAGAUCAAGUUCUCUCUGCUCUAUUAAAGCUUGCUGCAGACAUCAUUAAGCCAUCAAUAGGAGAGUUUACUACUCCAAGUCCUGUUCUAGUAAACAAUGAUAGGUACAUGCCGUUUUUUGAAGACUGCAUUGGUGCUUUGGACGGAACUCACUUACCUGUUCGUCCUCCGUCUGAUAAUCCGGAACCGUACAGAGGCAGGAAAGGAGAACCGACAAUCAAUGUUCUCGCAAUAUGCAAUUUGAAAAUGCGAUUCAUCUACGCAUACGUGGGAGUUCCUGGUAGAGCUCAUGACACGAAAGUUCUUACACAUUGUGCGACACAUGAACCCUUCUUCCCUCAUCCACCAGAUGGUAAGUACUAUCUAGUUGAUUCCGGUUAUGUAGAACUAGGUAUCAUUUUGACCAGUUUGCUAGGGGAGGACCACCAACAAACUCUAGAGAAUUGUUUAAGCGGAGGCAUGCUAGUUUACGUUCUGUGA